AGACCACGAAACCCUAGAGUCAGGUAUCAUUGCUCAACUAGAUCGGAUGGAUCUAAGGUCUACAAUGAGGUUGCCUCGCCAAGACAAUGUCAGAUAGGUGUCCCUUAGAUCCGAUCCUAAUUGCUUCGUGUGGUGUAAUCCAAUUUAUUUUUUUUACUAACAUUACAUGUCUCUUAAUAACCGUUUUGCUUUUAGCAACCAAUUUAUCCAUAUGUGCUCUGCUUAGGGUUCUGCAAGAUGCCGACGAAUUGAUUACCAAAUGAGUCAUUAGGACAGCCGUUGUCUCUUCUUACGGGAAGGUUUACGAUAGGAGCAUAAGAUAUUAAGCUUAGUUAAUUUGGUCUUUUCUAUCUUUCUUCUUCUAUUACUAUAGACACCGUAUAUUGCACAGAUUUUUAACGACUCAGGGAUAGCCGUGGACAAGAAAAGCUACCAUCAAACUAUGAAACUUGAAUCAGAAUUUGAUUUUCACUUCGACCAUUUAGCAAGCAUCCGCAGUAGGAAGCAGCAAGGAGGAGCAGUGGUCAGCACUCAGCAAGCAUCCAUUGUCAAGAACAGCAUCAGUUUUUUUAUUUGCAGCGGCACUGCAGCAGCAGAAACAGGAGCAGCGGCAGCAAGAAAGCAAGAACAAGCAGCAAUCAAUUCUACAGUUGAUUUGCCUACUUAAGUGGAAUUGCAACGAGAGAUUAUUUUUCAUAAUUAUGCAUGGCUAAGAGGAGUUGAUCCAUGGAUCUCAGAAGCUCUUUUGCUCUUGGUGUUCACGACAACAAUUUCUGUUUUUGCAGUGUCAUUUGUGGCAUUAUUUUCUAGGUCAUUGAAGGCUGGUCUAGUGCCUAUUCAGCAUAGUGCUCGGAUCCCUAUCAGCGGCGGUGUCGUCGUCGUCGUCCGCGGAGAAGGGUGUAAAAUCAAAAUGGCUCGGGUCCAGGCCGGGCCGGGCGCGGACUCUUCAUCUUAAACCCUUCCCUGCUUCUCCCUCACUCGAUACUCCGACGCAUCAAACCCCUUCCACGGGGCGCCCCACACCCUCCUCCGCCACCGCGCCUCGUGCCAUUCCAGAAAUUCGCAGCUACCAGGUAGAAACCUGCUUCGAUCAUCAAUUGGAUGCUCUUCAUAUUCACCGCAUAUAAAAAAAGAGAAAGGUUGGACCUAACAUUUUCUUGGAUAAAUGGAGAUGGCCUCAAAUAAUCCUCAUCCUACUCAGUUUCCUGUUACAGAGAAGUCGAUAUCCUUAGAUAUCAAGGGAACUAAGACGGACAUCAUAAUCAGCAAGUAUACAGAUAGUUUUCUGGUCAUGGUGACUCAAAUAGGAUCUAUGGGUACCAUACUGCAUGCUAGGAAGGAGGAAGGUGUAUCACUAGAUCCAACUUUUAAUGUUUCUGUGAUAUUUGGCAAGAGAGAUGAGCCACUUUUAGUUGCAUGUGCAAGGCAGAUGAUUGAACAUAUAAGCCACUGCAGUUCGUCGAGGGCAUUGAUUCUGUCUCUUGGUCUAAAAGAUCACUCUCAGGAGAUUUUAAAGGAUAUCAUUUCUGCCGUUAUUGAGAAUCGCCUUUGGUGAAUUUUAAAGGAUAUCAUUUCUGCCGUUGUUCUUUCCGUUCCUUUUUAACAACCUUUUUCCUUUUUAUUUAUUAUCAAUUUUUUUUUAUUAGUUGUAACUAAUGCAUUGACAAAAUGCGCCUUAGCUUUUGUGGCAUUAAUUAUUUACUUGCUCACUUAUACCUUUUGGAGUUUGGUUAUUCUUCCUUGUUAACAACUGAUGUCCUAGUUAUUUGUUCCAAUUUUAGUAUUAAAAGAAAAGGCAAUAAUUGAGUUUCA
This is a messenger RNA of Ananas comosus (pineapple), 1812 nucleotides long. RefSeq lists its product as uncharacterized. Bases 1166 to 1555 code for a protein of 129 amino acids. The transcript is spliced from 13 exons. Gene Ontology annotation, biological process: proteasome assembly. Lineage: Eukaryota; Viridiplantae; Streptophyta; Magnoliopsida; Poales; Bromeliaceae. The record is from RefSeq and is a predicted model, not a curated record.